Gryllus bimaculatus (two-spotted cricket) is the source of this 1419-nucleotide messenger RNA. NCBI's taxonomy places the organism in Eukaryota, Metazoa, Arthropoda, Insecta, Orthoptera, Gryllidae. The record is from the annotation of a GenBank genome assembly.
GUUCUGGCUCACGGAUUCAGGCUGCGGUGCGCCUACGUAGACCACUGUUUAGGGAGGUCGGCUGCACUUGUUGAAGUUGCGGAGAACAAGAGAAUGGACCCGGUCACGGCACUUUGCUUGUUUGCCCUAGUGGCGUUGUUAGCCAUCUGGGCAAUUCGAGUCACGAACCCCAAGCGAAAGUACAUCGUGCAAACUCUGGGGAACAUCCCAGGCCCUAUCUCCCUACCGCUGGUAGGAACGGCCUACAGGCUCUUCUUCAUGGACAGGAAAGAUUUCUUCAAACGAGUAACCUCCACCGCUCUUGAAUUUGGUCGCAUUUAUAAAACAUGGACCGGCACUUUCCCUGAAGUGCACUUCCAUGACGCAGAACACAUCGAGGCUAUUCUUCGAAGCUCCGUCAACAUUUCUAAAGGGUUUAUAUACGAUUUCGUAAAACCUUGGCUGGGAACUGGAUUGCUUACGAGUACAGGACAAAAGUGGCAUUCACAUCGCAAACUCAUCACGCCAGCCUUCCACUUCAAAAUUCUGGAGAACUUCCAGAGCGUCUUUGUGGAAAAGAGUCAAAUUCUCGUGGAGAAGUUGGAAAAAGAAGUUGGAAACAAAAAGGGAUUCGAUGUCUACCCUUACAUUACUCGCUGUACUCUUGACAUAAUUUGUGAAACGGCCAUGGGAACGCCCGUUAACGCACAAGACGAAAAAGAUCGUUCACCUUAUGUUGCAGCAAUUUACGACAUUUCCGAACUCGUCGUCAGUCGCUUGAUGCGACCGUGGCUCCACCCCGAGUUCAUCUACUUCAAGACGAAGAACGGCAGGCGGUAUCAAGAGUGCUUGGACAUUCUCCACUCCUUUACGAAGCGGGUAAUUCGUGAGAGGAAAGAAUAUAUGAAAGAAAAUCCAUCUAUUCUCCAGGAAUCAGAUGACUUAGGUCGCAAGCGUCGCGUGGCGUUCCUUGACCUACUGUUGGAAGCUUCCAAGGGAGGUACUGUCCUCAACGACGAGGACAUCCGCGAGGAGGUUGACACCUUCAUGUUCGAGGUACGUACAACUGUACAGAUGAAAGCUCACAUGUUGGCAAUGUUGUGUUGGCUCACAUGUGAACGCGUGUUCGAGGAGCAGGAGGCCAUCUUCCAGGACUCCGACAGGCCCCCUUCCAUGCAGGACCUGGCCGAGAUGAAGUACCUGGAGCGCGUCAUCAAGGAGGCGCUGCGCCUCUACCCCAGCGUGCCGCUCAUCGUGCGGAAGGUCACCGAGGACCUCCAGGCCGGUCAAAAGUUCGCGCUGCUGGAGGAGAAGAGCGUGCUGUCGGCUGUGGUGCGCCGCUUUCGCGUGCGCGCGCUGCAGCGGCCGCAGGACGUGCGCCUCAUGGGCGAGCUCAUCCUGCGCCCCGACGACGGCAUCCGGGUCACGCUGCAGCGCCGC